Molecule: messenger RNA, 1035 nt
Organism: Microplitis mediator
Lineage: Eukaryota; Metazoa; Arthropoda; Insecta; Hymenoptera; Braconidae
Exons: 1
Coding region: 1-1035 (344 amino acids)
Source: RefSeq, a predicted model, not a curated record
AUGGGCAAUCCAGCUAGUCCUGCUAUUGCUAAUGUAGUCAUGAAUUAUGUGAUAGGUCAGAUUCUAAGGUUGUCACCAUUUGAGAUUCCAUUCAUUAAAUUAUAUGUUGAUGAUACAAUAGCAGCAGUACCGAAAAAGGAAGUUGAGAAUGUUUUGAGGUUGUUCAACAGUUUUGAUGAUGACAUACAGUUUACUUUAGAAAUAGAGAAAGAUAAUCGUAUAUCCUUCCUUGAUAUUUUGAUAGAAAGGAGAGAUGGGUGUCUUGUUACUGAUUGGUUCAUCAAACCCAUAAGUUCGGGUAGACUGUUGAAUUAUGACUCGAUCCAUCCUCGAUCGCAAAAGAUUGGUAUGAUUACAGGAUUAUUGGAUAGAAUGGUAAGGUUAAGUAAUGAAGAACAUCAUGAGAAGAAUUAUGACAUCAUUCGGUCAUUGUUGUUAAAAAAUGGUUAUUCUAAGUCCUUUAUUGAUGCGAUUCUAGAGAAGUUCAAACAAGAAGUUGAAAAUCGUUUAAAAAAUCCUAUUAGAACCAGGAACACCAUCAAAUAUUGUCGUUUCCCUUAUAUAGUGGGUUUGUCACAUGACAUCAAUAGAUGUUUUAUUGGUACAACUGUUAGAUUGGCGUUUUAUAACCUGCUAAAAAUUAGCAGCGUUUACACAAAGUUAAAAGAUCCGAUAAAAAAAGAACAACAAUCCUGCAUAGUUUAUAAAAUUCCGUGCUCAUGUGAUUUUUGUUAUAUAGGACAAACCAAACAAUACUUAGAAUCUAGGAUUAAACAACAUGUAAACGAUUGUAAAGAGCAUAACUAUUUGAAAGAUAAUAAAACGGCUUUAGCGUCGCAUCACUUUGACAAUCAACAUACUUUUAGUUUUGAUAAAGUAAUAAUUUUAGACAAAGAAGGUAAUUGGCUUAAAAGAAAUAUAAGUGAAAUGAUUCAUAUUAAAGUAAAUGACACAGUAAACAAAAGAACGGAUACGAAUAACUUGAGUAUUUUAUAUAAUGACAUUUUAAAUGACUAUAAUUCGGUAAUUAAGUAA